GGGAAAAUGCUAGCCGGGAGCUUGCUUGCCGGCUUCUCCGUGCUCAGCCUCCUCACCUACGGCUACCUGGCCUGGGACACGGUGGGGGACCCCGAGAGCGGCAGCAGCCCGACGGCCAAGUGGGAAGGAGGGCCCGAGGCUGACCCCUCCCCUGCCUCCCAGCCUCACCUCAUCUUCAUCCUGGCGGACGACCAGGGGUUCAGGGACGUGGGCUACCAUGGCUCCGAGAUCCGGACGCCCAGCCUGGAUAGGCUCGCCGCGGAAGGAGUUAAAUUGGAGAACUACUAUGUCCAGCCGAUGUGCACGCCGUCCAGGAGUCAGUUCAUCACUGGAAGGUAUCAAAUCCACACAGGUCUUCAACAUUCUGUCAUAAGGCCCACCCAGCCUAACUGUUUACCAUUGGAUAAUGUAACACUACCUCAGAAGCUGAAAGAAGCUGGCUACUCAACCCAUAUGGUUGGCAAAUGGCAUUUGGGCUUUUACCGCAAAGAAUGCAUGCCAACACAACGAGGCUUCGAUACUUUCUUUGGCUCUCUUUUAGGCAGUGGCGAUUAUUACACCCACUACAAGUGUGACAGCCCUCGAAUGUGUGGCUAUGACUUAUAUGAGAAUGACAAUGCAGCUUGGGACCAUGACAAUGGCAUGUACUCAACACAGAUGUACACACAAAAAGUACAACAGAUCUUAGCCUCCCAUAACCCCAGAAAGCCUAUAUUUUUAUACAUUGCAUACCAAGCUGUCCAUUCACCACUUCAAGCUCCAGGCAAGUAUUAUGAACGUUACCGAUCAAUAAACAAUAUAAACCGGCGCAGAUAUGCUGCUAUGCUAGCGUGCUUAGAUGAAGCCAUCAACAAUGUGACCCUUGCAUUAAAGAGGUAUGGUUAUUAUAACAACAGUGUUAUAAUUUACUCUUCAGACAAUGGAGGACAGCCCACAGCUGGUGGAAAUAACUGGCCUCUCAGAGGAAGCAAGGGGACUUACUGGGAAGGAGGGAUUAGAGCCAUUGGCUUUGUGCAUAGCCCUCUACUCAAAUACAAGGGGUGUGUGUGCAAAGAACUUAUUCAUAUUACAGAUUGGUUCCCUACUUUGAUCACAUUAGCAGAAGGACAGAUUGAUGAGAACACCCAGCUAGAUGGCUAUGAUGUGUGGGAGACCAUAAGUGAAGGCAGACGUUCUCCAAGAAUGGAUAUUCUGCACAACAUCGAUCCUAUCUACACCAAAGCCAAAAAUGGUUCAUGGGCAGCUGGCUUUGGGAUAUGGAACACAGCGAUCCAGUCAGCAAUCCGUGUGAACCACUGGAAGCUACUGACUGGGAACCCAGGAUACAGUGACUGGGUCCCUCCUCAGUCAUUUAGUAAUGUUGGCCCCAGUCGCUGGCAUAAUGAACGGGUUUCAUGGACAGCUGGGAAAACUGUGUGGCUUUUCAACAUCACUGCUGACCCAUAUGAGCGAGUAGACCUUUCCAGUAAGUAUCCAGAUGUAGUAAAGCAGCUAUUGCGUAGACUUUCUCAGUUCAACAAGACAGCUGUGCCUGUUCGUUAUCCACCUAAAGAUCCCAGGAGCAACCCCAAUUUUAAUGGAGGGGUUUGGGGCCCAUGGUUUAAGGAGGAUGAGAAGAAGAAGAGGAGGAAGAAACCAAACAGGAACAAAGCAGAAAGUAAACACAGGAAAAAUAAAACCAAGAAGAAACCUAACAGGAGAAAAGGACUUUCCUUAAACUGCCUUGCAGGAGGAUAGUUUCAGCUAUUGGCUUCUGCUGCAAACUUAAUCACAUUUACCUGGAAAGAUUCCUAUGUUUAGGAAUCUUAGGCUUCUAGGUAAAUGUGUGUAGGCUCAGAAUGUUAUUACUCAACUAAAACAGUUAACAAAAUUCAUAAUUUUCAGAUGUGCUAACUCAGCAUUUCUGCAUCAUCACCAUUUUUAGUCUAUCAUUGUGGCAGCAGAAACAUUUCUGUGGUGUAGUUAACAUCUUUCUAGAGGACCUGCUGAACCAUCUUCUCUUCCAUGCAAACAAGGUUUAUUAUCACCAUGUUCCUGAAAAGAUUGUAUGCAAAUACACUUGUUUAUUUUGGUAACCAUGUUAAAAACUGUACUGAUAACUAUUCUCCAACAGUCAGAAGAAGCAAAGACCAAAAAGGGAUAAAAUGUUAAAAUGAGUUUUAUUUGUCAUGUCCUGAUGAAGCAUAGUCAACCAUCAGGCUUCCAUCAUAGCCUGAAUGAGUUGUGAAAAAGCUGCUUCUAAUUAAAUUUUGCCUGGCUUCAAAACUGGAAAGGAUUUUUUUUCCUUCCCAGAAUGUGCCAGGCUACAAUCCCUUCCAAUAAAAACAAGCCACACACACACACACACACAGAGCGGGCGGGCGAGCGAGCAAGCGAGCAAGCGAGCAGUUAGUAUAUGGUUAUAAUUAGUGAAAGAUGUAGACUGAAAUGCUGUGCUGUGUUAUGUGUGCCCAGUUCCAUACAGGAUCCACAUAUAAUUGUGCAAAAAAAAUGGCUUCUAUCAUACCACUUCUCAAGCACUGCUGCUGAAUUCUGUCCAUUUCAGUGGGAAUGGGAGGAACUGAACACCUGUAGUGCCUGAUAAAUUGUAUUCUGCUGUCUAAAUCCAAAAGUGUGCAUGCACUCCAGGAUGUAUAUGAAGUUCCUAGAUGAGUAUUUUCCUCAUUCAUGUCACUAAGACUAUCACAUUCAUUAAGGUGAGUAUGGAAGGCCUGUGAUUAGGGGUUCCAUGUGCACAUCAGAACCCUUCUGGAGACUCCAGUAAAUCCAUAGAUCUCAAUCAUGAAACAUGAAAAGUCUUACUAACUUAACAGAGAGUGUAUUCUUAUCACUGGAUUGUAUUCAGAGACAAUCAGAGAUGGUAUCCAAUGAAUCAUACAUGCAAUCUGCCCCCACUGUUGGUUGUAGCAGACAAGGAUCCAUGGGCAGCUGAUAAUGCUGUGCACUUUCUGGCUAUGAAAGGGGCCAACCAAAGGAAGAAGGAGGGCAUGUGAAGGGGAAGCAGUAGCUGUGGGGCAGACUGCUUAUCUUCCAGCUGCAGGCCCAGAAGAGGCAGCAUCUUGAAAUAUAUACAUGCCAUACUUAGUUUGAGUCACAUAGCUGUAGCUUUUUACUUCUGUGACUUCUAUGUGGAUAGUUUAGUAGUCCAUUGUUUUCCCUAAGAGAAUGUUGUUUCAUGUAGCUAUAUCUGAAAGUACUGUAAAAUCAAAGAUAACUGUAAAAGGGGGGAGUCAGGCUUGUAUUGCUACUUUCAUUGUUUGUCUCGAUAUGUAAAGGAGAUUGUUUGGUUCUGUGCAAUCACUCAGUUUUCUUUAU
This is a messenger RNA of Varanus komodoensis (Komodo dragon), 3315 nucleotides long. It is a transcript of the gene ARSJ, whose product is annotated as arylsulfatase family member J. NCBI's taxonomy places the organism in Eukaryota, Metazoa, Chordata, Lepidosauria, Squamata, Varanidae. The coding region runs from base 7 to 1737 and encodes 576 amino acids. The record is from RefSeq and is a predicted model, not a curated record. The transcript is spliced from 2 exons.